CCAGCUCAUCGUCGGAUAUCGAAUUUCCUUCCGACUCGGUACAUUCCAACGCGAUAACGACUAGAUUUCCAAGCUGAUUUCUCCAUAAGAUGUAAAAAAUUGCGAUGAAACGGCAAUCUAUGAUUCUAAAGUAAUACCGUACUCAGAAUAGCACACGAAAGCAAUGCGACCGUAGAUCCGUUCUUCGACGUCCCUCCAAUAUGUCACCAGCAACAAGCUUUGCCGAUUCCUCGGCUCUCGAAUCCGAACCUCUUUUAUCCUCGCGCUCAAAUUCCACCAACCAUCUCUCCUCCCCUCCUCCCAAACCCUCCCGCCAAAUAGAAGACGAUACCAUUCCUGAAACUAGCACUCUAGGUCGAAGCCUCUCUUGGUCCAGCGCCUACAUCCUCGUCAUAUCCCGAGUCAUCGGUUCGGGAAUCUUCGCAACCCCUGGACCUAUCCUCAAAACAACCGGUAGCAUUGGUCUUGCGCUUCUCCUUUGGAUUGCCGGUUCUCUACUAGCUUGGCUCGGACUCCAAAUCUCCCUAGAAUAUGGAUGUAUGCUCCCCAGAUCCGGAGGCGAGAAGGUCUAUCUCGAAUUUACGUAUCCGCGACCACGAUUUCUGGCUAGUACGUUGGUAGCCGUACAUGCUGUUUUACUAGGCUUCACUGCUAGUAAUUGUAUCGUAUUUGGCGAAUACAUACUCUUUGCAUUUGGGAUUGAGGGCACAGAAUUAGGACAAAAAGCCAUCGCGUUAGGCCUCCUCACUUGGAUAACCAUCGUGCAUGGAUGUUUUCUCAAAACAGGAAUAUGGAUUCAGAAUUUCCUAGGAUGGAUCAAAGUAGGCCUAAUAUUAUUUAUGGCAUCCACAGGAAUUUUCGUCGUGGUAUUCGGUGUGAAGCUUCCGGAAACACAAGCUCCUCUUUCUACGUUUUCAAGAGAUGGGUUUUCAUGGGAUGGACUUUGGGAGGGUUCGAAUUGGCAUUGGGGAACUUUGACCACGGCUGUUUUUAAGGUCUCGUAUUCUUAUGCUGGCUUGUCAAAUCUUAACAAUGUUCUUAAUGAAGUUAAGGAUCCUGUGAGAACAUUGAAAACUGUUGCACCGGCUGCGUUAUUUACGGCUUGUUCAUUGUAUCUACUAGCGAAUUUCGCGUAUUUGUCAGUGGUUCCGCUGGAAGAAGUGAAGGGAAGUGGACAGCUUAUCGCUGCCUUAUUCUUCCAGAGAGUUUUCGGAGACAUUGGAGGACGUAUCCUCUUACCACUUGCUGUAGCGGUUAGUGCGGCAGGGAAUGUUAUGGUGGUUACAUUUACACUUGUAAGUUAACCAUAUUUUCCCACUUCUCCUACUUCUCCCUCCAUUGGUCACUAUGACCCGAAGUUCGAGUUUGCAAUUAAAACUCCAUCAGGCUCGCGUAAAUCAGGAAAUCGCCCGUCAAGGUUUCCUCCCCUAUUCCAAAUAUCUCUCCUCCUCCGCCCCUUUCGGCGCACCCCUCGGCGGUCUAAUAGUCCACUACAUCCCCUCCUUCCUCGUAAUAGCCAUCCCUCCCCGCGGAGACGUCUACAACUUUAUCCUCGACGUCGAAGGUUAUCCCGGACAAUUUGUCGCUCUAGCAAUAUCCCUAGGUUUAAUCUAUUUACGCUACAAUCGACCCGAUCUCAAAAGACCUUUCAAAGCCUGGCUACCAGCCGUAUGGAUCAGGAUAGUAAUUUGUCUAGCAUUGAUAGCCGGACCAUUUUUCCCGCCGGAAAAAGGAAACGCGGAUGUGGGAUUCUGGUAUGCUACUUAUGCGGUUGUGGGGGUGGGGAUUAUACUUUUUGGGCUGGGGUGGUGGGUGGUGGUUUUUCGGGUGUUGCCUACUUGGGGAAGAUAUAGAGUUGAAGAGGAAGUAGAAGUUUUGGGGGAUGGGACUAGUGUUACGAGAUUGGUUAGGGUUAAGAAUGAAGAAUGAAGAGUCAUAGAAUAGAAUUGGUUUGGUACCUAUAGAUAUUUUGACUUGAGUUAUGAGUUUGCAGUAAUUAUAUAUAACAAACCACAGCAAACAUAUUAGAUUUAUUAACCCCUCAAUCCUAAAUCAUCAUCUCCGAAUCUCUAGUUUAGCGAUAGGCUUGGAAUUCUUGC
This is a messenger RNA of Sclerotinia trifoliorum, 2099 nucleotides long. Lineage: Eukaryota; Fungi; Ascomycota; Leotiomycetes; Helotiales; Sclerotiniaceae. The record is from the annotation of a GenBank genome assembly.